Molecule: messenger RNA, 739 nt
Organism: Carica papaya (papaya)
Lineage: Eukaryota; Viridiplantae; Streptophyta; Magnoliopsida; Brassicales; Caricaceae
Source: RefSeq, a predicted model, not a curated record
AAAGCCAAAAAAUCGCUGUCAUGAUUCUAAUUGAUAAGGUUUCGGUGUCACAUGGGAGAAAGGUGAAUUGUGCAAAGAGCUGGUUGGUUGGAGCUGAAUGGAUUGUGAGCAAGAAGAUGCAUCAGCUUAUGUCAGGGCAAAGGAGCUUAAGGCUUUUGAUGAGACAAAAACCGGCGUUAAAGGUUUGAUAGAUUCUGGGAUUGUGAAUAUCCCCAAGAUCUUCGUUCGGCCGCCGGAAGAGCUCUCCGACGACUCAAACCGUUCCCAGAUCGACCGCCAAGUUCCAGUCAUCGACUUGGACGGCAUCCAUGGCGACCUGCAUGACGAGAUAGUUGACCAGCUGAAGUCUGCAUCGGAGACUUGGGGUUUCUUUCAAGUCGUGAAUCAUGGGAUCCCCUUGGAAGUUCUGCAAGAAAUGAUUAAAGGGAUUACGAAAUUUCAUGAGGGAGAUGCUGAGAUGAAGAAACUAUUCUACUCGCGUGAUCGAACAAGAAAAGUUAGAUUCAACAGCAACUUCGAUCUGUACCGAUCUAAAGCAGCUAAUUGGAGGGACUCGUUAGGCAUAGCUUCUAUCAAUGAUCUUGACCCUAAAGAAAUACCAGCAGUUUGCAGUAAUUUAUACACACACACACACAUAUAUAUAUAUAUAUGCUCACUCUCUAUAAUAAUUCGUAUACGUGUCUUUAAAGAUUUAAUAAAAAUUAUCUUUUAAAAGUACAAUUUUAAAAUAAUUCUGUUU